AUGGAAGCUAAUCAUGAAAGAAGACCAAGAAGCUUUGAGGAUGCUGCAUUUGCUUUAGUGCAAGCUCUAAGUCCUGGAAAGCAGUUAAGCAAGGAACACAUACCAUUUAAACAACUUAGACAAGUAAUUAAUGAUUUUGUGGGAGAAAACCGUCAACAGUUAGCUGCUGUGGCAGAUGCAGUGUCACCAACACCUACUAACGACAGUACGAUGCGUACUCGGAGACGUGAAUCAUUACAGACAAAGAACUUUAUUGCUUUAGGUAUAGUUAAACGUGGCUCUCCGCUUGUUUUCUACCUUUUUUUGCGUCUUUUGGAGUCCUCUUUUUCAGAUUGCUCUGAAGCAGAUCUUCUGGCGAAGCUGCCCGUUAUUCUUAAAGAACAACUUUCUUGUUGUCCUACAAGUGUGGAAGCUUUUUUUGUUCUACUGAAUUCGCUUAGGAACUUCUUCCAUCAUAAUACUUGGUCCGAUAAUGUCGAGAAGCUUGUGAAUAGCUUUCUGGAAAAUCAUGUCUUGAAGAAGUGUGUUGUCGUGGAGGAUUCGACAAGCCCAGAUUGUAAGGAAUUAAAUGAGGAGAUUCAGUUAAAAGAGUAUGAAUUGAUGGUUCUGAUUGAGCUGCAUUUGAUGCAAGAUAAAGUAGGAUUCCAAAAUUUGGAAGACACUGAUAAACCAAUUUUUUUUCAGAUUUUGAGCAAAUUACGAUGCAUUUAUUACGUUGGCGGUGCAGAUCGGAUGCACAGGUUUCUAAACGAGUCAAUGACGGAUUUAUUUGCACAUGCGUUGCCCGAGCUUUUGGUUAGGAUUUAUGUUGAGUUGUGCGUAAGCAUCCCUUGCGAUCUUGAAGAGUAUGCUACUAUCGCUACAAGCAACGUGGAGGCAGACACUGUUGAAAGAACGUCUCCCGUCUCUGCCAGGAAGGCCACUCAACAUGAAAAGCUAAAUCAACUUUUGAAGGAAGAUAGCGAUACUGACUACAAGCCUUCGACAUCCGCUAUAUCUGACUUGAAGUUGUCUUCAGUGAAAACAAAAAAAGGAGUGGGUGGUGGAAGAAGAAAUGCCAGGGUCAAAAAAGGUAGUAGAGAAAAUGGGUCUAUCGCUUCUUCGAGGCUGAAUGGACGAAUUUCAAGUCACAGCUCGUUUGUAAUACCGGAGACUCCAGAAGCGAAAGUUAAAAAGAGAAAACACGCUUAUACAGACGAAGAGGAUGGUCGGAAGAAAGUUGUCAAGCAGACACCCUUAGCGAAAAUAAGCAAAGUUGGAAGUAAAAGGAUUACUAAAUUUUCAUCAUUGCUGCGGAAGAGCAGUUCACGGAACCUUUUGAGUAGCAAUACACAUAACGAUCCUCAGUCGCGUCUCAUUAGUCCGUCAAAAAAGUUUUCUACGAGAUCACAAGCACGAGAACAGUUCCUUCCGUCACCAGUGCAGUCUACUUCUACGAGCAACGGCGGCCACCGAAGUGACGCCAGGAAACCAAGCUUUCUUGAGAAGUUAGACCAGUGUACUAAAAAUUCAUCCACCAACGGAGUUUCGGGGCAACAAAAGUCGCAGCAAGGAAGUGCAAACGUUUUUGUACUUGAAAAAAUUAUUGUUGAUAAGUAUAGGAAGAGGCUGGAAUACAUAAAACACACACAGAAAAAGGCUGAUAAAAACGAGGUGUUUUACGGACGCAGCGCGAAAAGACAUAAUUUGUUUGAAAACGAUGGUGAUCAAGAAAUUCAUGUUGGGGUAGCUACGCGUUCUUCAACUAAUGCCGUUGUACAAAAGAAUCGUUCGGGUCGUUCAGUAGUUUCGAAUCGCGUUCACUUGGCUCACGCUCUUCUUAACGUCCAUAAUAACAACCCUUUGAUGCCUAGUAAACCUCCGAAGAACGCCCCUUUCAAAAUAACCCGUAUGAUUCGGCCAGCUACAAAAACAGGAAGGAAACAGCUUUCAAAACUGAAGUUUGUCUUGCUAACUUUAUUGGGAAUAUUUAUUCAGAGUAAAAGCGUGCAUUUAAUAUCGCAUUGA
Molecule: messenger RNA, 2007 nt
Organism: Enterobius vermicularis (human pinworm)
Lineage: Eukaryota; Metazoa; Nematoda; Chromadorea; Rhabditida; Oxyuridae
Source: the annotation of a GenBank genome assembly